UGGGUCUGGGCGGCGCCGCACACAGGACUCGAUGAAGAUGGCUUAUCUGAUCUGGAAGUGGGCCACGGUCACCAAGCCGUUUCCAGAGCCGUAUCGCCACAUUGCAACCAUUUCUGCCGGGCUCUGCUCCUUGGUCCUCUACCAGAUGUAUCUGUGGCCGUUCUACAAUCUCUGGACGCCGGACUGCACCGGAACAGAUAUGGUCAUGCCGGCCGACGCCAUCCUCAUCAGCCUGUACAGCCUGUGGCUACUGAUCGAGCUCAUCACGGCAACGGGACUGGCUCUGUUCCUUUGGGAGCAUGUUGUGCAGAUGAAGAAGAUCCUGGCCGUGAGCGCUUCCGGGUGCGCAGAACUGCAAAAGGACCGGCAGGAACUGACACACACGCUUAAGCAAGAGGUCUUUCGAGUCAUCUGGUCGGCGGUCAUCGGGCUGGUCGUCUGCGCGGCGGCCGUCAUCGAGACCAUUACCAAGAAGAAGGUUCUCUAUUUGCGCGGGACGUUCUUUACCAUUGGUCAAUUCAUACUGGUCUCGAGCCUGAUGGACACAGGCGAAUCGUCCACACCAAGCUUGCUAUAGGCUGCUUUCCUGUUCUGGCGCGGCGUGCUGGAUCGACACGCCGGCUCGGCAAAAGAAAACCCCUGAGGAGCAGCGCUGUAAGUGCUGCAAGCGGUAUUAGCG
This is a messenger RNA of Polychytrium aggregatum, 679 nucleotides long. RefSeq lists its product as uncharacterized. Bases 32 to 577 code for a protein of 181 amino acids. NCBI's taxonomy places the organism in Eukaryota, Fungi, Chytridiomycota, Chytridiomycetes, Polychytriales. The transcript has 3 exons. The record is from RefSeq and is a predicted model, not a curated record.